AACCCUAAAACUCCUGGAUAGGAAUCGAAAUAUUUCUUCUUCCGGAUGAGGAGGAGCGAGCGAUCGCGGUGGAGCUGUCCUGGGAGCUGGCCAUGACCUCGCGGAGCGCCGCUUCUCCGAAAAUGUAUCACCACCAUCGCCCCCAUUCGGCCGCCAAAUCUCUCCCCGUGGCGCUGCGAGGAGCGCUGCCGGUAGUACUGAUCGAGGCCACCAGGAAGAAGAAAUCCUCGCUCCGGAAAAAUGGGGAGCUAGCCUGCCCCGUCAAGCCGCCAUCGCUCUUUGUCAAGCAAUCGCCAGUCCCGGCGCGGCGGCCUCUCCGCUGCGUUCCAUUCACGGAUCUCGAGACAGGGCCGGUGGAAUCGCGACAUUCUCGGCAGGGAAGCGAUGGUGGAAGAAAGAGUGAAUCGUCUUCUUCUUCUUCACUGGUUAUGGUGGAGGCGAGCAAUGCGAUCGAGGAACAGGGCAAGGCGUCCAAGUGGGCGAGCUUGUUCGAGGCCGCGAGCACGAGCAGGCCUAGCGGAGAGUCCCAGCAGGAUCAAUCCUCCAAGGACGCGGAUGCCUGGUUUGACAAGAUCUUCCCAAAGAACGUCGGCCAGGCGAAAGAGGGCGAUGCCUUCGCGGCUCCCAAGCUCAGCGCCCAGCAGGAGAAAUCCAUCCAGCAGCUCCAGACGCUGGUCAAGACCCUGGGAGUGGCGACGAGGAACCCACCACCGCCAACCCGGAGGAACAAGCCGAGUAACAAGAUCAUCCGGCAGCUUCCAGUCCAAGGCGGAGCUGGAAUCGUGGAUCCAGUGCCAUUCUCUUCGAUCCUCAAGAAGCUCCAGUCGGUCUCCACGGCGGGGGCUCCAGCGCCUUCUUCGUCGUCUCAGCUGAAAGGAUCGACCAAGUUGGCAGUGGAUGACCAAGAACAGCAGGAAGAGGGCGAGGAUUUGGAAGAUGGUGGAUCGAGCGAGGACGAGACCGACUCGGAAACCGAGAGUGAUGAAGCUGGCGGAGAGAUCCUCCAGCAGCAGGAAGAGCAAAUCGUAGCUUCAUCGUCAGCGAUUGAAGAGAACGAAGAACAGCCCCAAGAAGCAUCGAUCGAGGAGCAAGUGGAUCUCGCCAAGCUAACAGUGGUGAGCUUGAGAUCCAUCGCCAAAUCUCGGGGCCUCACUGGAUUCUCGAAGAUGAAGAAGAGCGAUUUGGUCGAGCUCUUGAAGAACUAGCAAAGAUUUUUCUUGAGAUCUUUUGAAUUUAAAAUUUUCCCGCAGAAA
This is a messenger RNA of Selaginella moellendorffii, 1253 nucleotides long. RefSeq lists its product as uncharacterized. The record is from RefSeq and is a predicted model, not a curated record. Gene Ontology annotation, biological process: DNA-templated transcription termination. Lineage: Eukaryota; Viridiplantae; Streptophyta; Lycopodiopsida; Selaginellales; Selaginellaceae. The transcript is spliced from 2 exons. Bases 93 to 1205 code for a protein of 370 amino acids.